AUGAAAAUUGAUCUAACCAAGAUUGAUACAGAACAACGUAAUCAAAAUAGUUUAUCAAUUGAUAAAGAAAAUACAACUGGAAUUUUAACAAUAAUCAAUAAUGAAGAUGCAAAAAUAGCAGGAGCAAUUAAAGAUAAAAUUUCAAUCAUUGCCAAGGUGAUUGAUUUAAUUUUUGAUCGUUUUACAAAAGGUGGGAGAUUAAUUUAUAUUGGAGCAGGAACAUCAGGUAGACUUGGUGUGUUAGAUGCUUCAGAGAUGUUACCCACAUAUAAUGUUGGCAAUGAUCGUAUUCUGGGAUUAAUAGCAGGUGGUGAUAUUGCAAUUAGAAUGCCACUUGAAGGUGCAGAAGAUAAUAGUAAUUUAGCUAUUAAAAAUUUAAAAGAUCAUAACUUAAAUUCAUUAGAUACUGUGAUUGGAAUUGCUGCAUCAGGAAGAACACCAUAUGUUCUUAGUGGCUUAAAAUAUUGUAAAUCAAUUAAUGGUUUAGCAAUUGGAUUAUGUAUGACAAAAAAUUCAAAAAUGUUAGAAAUUGCUGAUGAAACAAUUAUAAUUGAAACAGGGUCAGAAGUUGUCACAGGAAGUACAAGAAUGAAAAGUGGAACAGCAACAAAAUUAGUAUGUAAUAUGAUAUCGACAACAUUAAUGAUUAAAUCAGGAAAGGUUUAUCAAAAUUUAAUGGUUGAUUUGGUGGCAACAAAUGAAAAAUUAAAAGUUAGAACAGCUAAAAUUGUUAGUGAAGUAACAGAUUGUUCACAAGAAGAAAUUGAGAAAGCUUUAAAUGCAUUGUGA
Camponotus floridanus (Florida carpenter ant) is the source of this 789-nucleotide messenger RNA. RefSeq names its product N-acetylmuramic acid 6-phosphate etherase. NCBI's taxonomy places the organism in Eukaryota, Metazoa, Arthropoda, Insecta, Hymenoptera, Formicidae. The record is from RefSeq and is a predicted model, not a curated record. The transcript has 2 exons. Gene Ontology annotation, biological process: amino sugar catabolic process; peptidoglycan turnover. Gene Ontology annotation, molecular function: carbon-oxygen lyase activity; ether hydrolase activity; carbohydrate derivative binding. The coding region runs from base 1 to 789 and encodes 262 amino acids.